UGCAAAUAACUGUUUCUUCUGUAUAUUCUGGCAAAACCUGCUAAAAGUCGAGAGAAUAUCGCGUUAGUGAAUGCACCAGAGACAUAAAUAACAGCACGUCAAAUUUAGUACCUAAAAAUAUCCUACUUUUCUUAUGAUUAAAGAUUUUGUAACAACUGUAAAUUGAGUAUUGAAUGAUAAUAAAGAUGUACACUAACUGAUCAUCAAAAGUUUCUUAGUAAUCAACUGUUAAUAACACUUACAGGUUUCACCAAUUUCAAAAACUAUGAAAACAUAAUCGCUGUGAUAUUCGACACCGGAUACAGAUUUCGGUAAACAAGUGUUAAACUCUUAUCGCGAUUAAAUCCGGAUUGUUAUAUUAUGCACUUAAACAGAAAAAUGCAUGCAUCACUUGCAAUUACAAAUAAUUGAUAGAUAAAGAAAUAAAUUUUUAAAAAAGCCGAUAUCACGUUAAAUAAAUGAAAACAAGAAAAAAAAACCCAUACCAAAUGUUCUUUGUUGAGUUUCAUUUCUUUAGAUUUCGAUGUUGAUGGGAAAUCCACAUUUUCGAUGUUGAGGCAUUCUUCAGAUGUAUCCAAUUUAAGAUUUUCUUCGUAGGUUGUUACCGAUGGUAAACAUUUUUCAAUAGCGUCAUCAGUUAAUAGGUCUUUUUUAUAAGGACCUAGUUUUCUUUUCCUUUUCGAACCAUCCAUGUUUAUUUUCCAUGUACAGUUUAUAAGUCUUAUCUUCGUUAUGAUCAGGUUUCUGAAAAGCUUGGAGGAAAUUUUCGGGAGGGUGAAAAUGGGGGCCACAGAUAAUGCGGAGGGGUCUUGUUAUUGUUUUAUCGGCAGAGAAACCUGUGAGCGCCCCGUCAUCCACAGCAUGGGUCAGCGUGUUAUUUGAUACAUGCACUGUCCAGCAUGCGCACUUCGUUAUCAGUUCAAAUGAACGCCCGACUGUUCCUCAGUUUUUACUUGUAACUCAUUAACUUACAUGUAACUCGGAUAAAAUGUUUGCAUGUAUAUUCUUCAACGAAGAUGCCAGUCUUAGUGUUGUUGGGAAAAACAACAAGAGUUUAAAACUUGUAAGUGACGACUGGGAACCACGAGGAAAGGUUGAAAUGUACUGGCCAGGAAAAGUCGCGGGACAACGAUCCCUUUAUCAUGGAACCAUAAUCAAAGUUGGGGACGAAGAAAAUUUGAACAAAUUUGCAACACUUGCUUAUUCAAAAAUCUUGAAAAAGCAGAAGGGGCUAAAUGAUGUUCCAGAGGAGCUGUUUUCUUUUGAAAUGAGUUCAGACGAAAGUUUCGAAAAAAGACAUAGGUGUAAAACUAAAAAGAUGCAGGAGUCAGAGGAGCAAGAGGACACGCUGAGUCCCAAAAAGAAGAAGAAGAAAGAUGAUGGAAAAAAGGAAGGUUCCAAGAAAACAAAGAUGAAGAGAAGGAAAAGAAGAAGGAAAAUUCAUCAAAAAAACAGCCAGAAAAACAAAAAAAAGUGUCCUAAAAACUGGAAGCUCUGCCUGAAGGAUUAA
Magallana angulata is the source of this 1510-nucleotide messenger RNA. RefSeq lists its product as uncharacterized. The transcript has 2 exons. NCBI's taxonomy places the organism in Eukaryota, Metazoa, Mollusca, Bivalvia, Ostreida, Ostreidae. The coding region runs from base 989 to 1510 and encodes 173 amino acids. The record is from RefSeq and is a predicted model, not a curated record.